Oncorhynchus gorbuscha (pink salmon) is the source of this 432-nucleotide messenger RNA. RefSeq names its product distal membrane-arm assembly complex protein 2-like. The transcript has 4 exons. Lineage: Eukaryota; Metazoa; Chordata; Actinopteri; Salmoniformes; Salmonidae. Bases 7 to 432 code for a protein of 141 amino acids. The record is from RefSeq and is a predicted model, not a curated record.
CAGUUGAUGCGGCGAAGCUGUAGUCAGGUGACCCUCUUGGUCACCACAUCGCAUUACACGAGUUCUAUCCCUGUGGCUCCGCCCUCACUACAAGCCAGGCUCCUCCUCUUCCUGAGCCAGCAUUUCCAUGACAUCGAGACUCUCCUCAGCUGGAGCUCCUGGUUCAAGAACCGAGGUCUACGUCAGCAGAAUUUUUUCUAUGGUUACACCCAGCAGAACUAUGGGGACAACGUUGCAGCUGCUUAUUACAUCCUUAGCCUCAAGGGAGGAUUCAGGUUUGCAAGACAGUCAGAGUGGUUCCGAUCAGACAGAAGAGGGAAGUUCAGCUGGGAUUUCAAGAACUGCCAGGACAGCGCCAUAGAGGAAAUGGACGUCAGCAACACACUCAUUAACUACACAGGCCUAGAAAACGUGGGACACAGCCAUGAAUAA